AUGGCCGAUCCAAGAAGAGAUAUCACAUUAAGGUUAAGCAAGGAACUCUUUCUCAUACAUUACUCAGAAUCAGAACCCUUCAAACCUGAUCAGCGGAAUUCCGUUGUGCAAUUAAGACAUCAUGGAUAUCGUAUGCGCAGUUUCAUUCGUUUGAAACGUGCUAUUUUGAAGCAUGGUGUUGCUGCUAAUGCUGUGAGAAUCAACAUGACGAAACACGGGACUGAUUACUUUUUCCCUGAUAGAAUUCAUGCUGACAAGCUUCUUGAUUUUCUCAAGGGAAGACUUCCUGUGGGGAUUUCUGAGACUAAGGAACUUGUUUCUCAUGAUACAAAUGAUUAUAAAUACACUUUUUCUGCUGACCUUUGUCCUAUUUAUAGCCAGGAUUUGAUUUUUCUGCCUCCUAAAGUUGCUUCGAGUUUGGGAAAUAUCGGUCCUAUUGUGAUUUGCACCAAGGUUACCAAUAAUAUUGUUUUGUUUGAUCAGUUGAAGUCGGAGUGGUGUUGCUUGGACGGUGAUAUGUAUUGGAGGGCACCCUUUAAGUCUUUGCUCACCAUGAAUGAGUUAGUGGAAUAUGUUGUGCUCGAUGUUAAGGAGGUUUGUUCAAAGGUUAAUGUUGAUGGUAAGAAAUAUUAUUUAACUAAUGUUGAGAUUGCUCGUGUGAAAGAUUUGGGAAAGAAUGACAUGAGAUUUAAUAUCAAAACUUAUAUGGGCCAUCUUUUGAAAACUGGUGACCAUGCUCUUGGUUAUGACUUGUGGGAGGCUAAUUGUAGUGAUAGUGAGAUUGAAUUGAAGGACCACAUAGAAGGUGGUGUGAUUUUGAUGCUGAAGAGAUGUGGAGUGAAACGAUCAAUUGAUAGAGUCGGGGAACAUAAGUCGUACUUAAAAGAUCUAGAAGAAAUCACUAAUGAGGUGUUCGGCAUAUCACUAGGCAGUGAAGAGCCGUCUUUGGAGGAAGAGUUGGCUAAUCUUAAUCUAAGUGGUGAGGAAGAGAAGGAGAAGAAGAAGGCGAGGAGGAUGGCAUAA
This is a messenger RNA of Vicia villosa (hairy vetch), 1023 nucleotides long. RefSeq lists its product as uncharacterized. Bases 1 to 1023 code for a protein of 340 amino acids. The record is from RefSeq and is a predicted model, not a curated record. The transcript has a single exon. Gene Ontology annotation, molecular function: ribosomal large subunit binding. Gene Ontology annotation, cellular component: cytoplasm; nucleus. Lineage: Eukaryota; Viridiplantae; Streptophyta; Magnoliopsida; Fabales; Fabaceae. Gene Ontology annotation, biological process: ribosomal large subunit export from nucleus.